Molecule: messenger RNA, 4130 nt
Organism: Manis pentadactyla (Chinese pangolin)
Lineage: Eukaryota; Metazoa; Chordata; Mammalia; Pholidota; Manidae
Gene: SRC
Product: SRC proto-oncogene, non-receptor tyrosine kinase
Exons: 16
Coding region: 517-2178 (553 amino acids)
Biological process (GO): osteoclast development; protein phosphorylation; epidermal growth factor receptor signaling pathway
Cellular component (GO): extrinsic component of cytoplasmic side of plasma membrane
Molecular function (GO): ATP binding; growth factor receptor binding; non-membrane spanning protein tyrosine kinase activity
Source: RefSeq, a predicted model, not a curated record
GCACGCUUCCUCGUUCCUCGGCCUCCCGGCGGCCUGCCGGCCCCUCCUCCUGCUCGCGCUCCCUCCCUCUGCCCCUCCUCGGGCCGCCGCCGCCUCCUCCUCCUCCUCCUCCUCCUCCUCGCUUUCUCUCUCGGUCUGUCCCUCCCGGCCCGGAAUCCAUUCCGGCCUGGGAGCCGGAGCGGCCUGGCCGCCGUCUGCCGGAUCCUCGGGCCGUCUGGUGGUCCGCCCUUCCGUGCGUCUGUCGGCCGGCGCGUCCGCCUGCUGGCCAGCCCAGAACACAGAAGCUCAGAGAAGUGAACUGAUGUGCCCAGCUAUGGGAGAGAGAGCCAUGAUUUGAAACCAGAUGAGGACGCUGAGGCCCAAAGAGGGGAAGUGACUUGCCUAGGGUCACACAGUGGGGAGAGGAGGAACAGGGCUUCUAGUCCAAGGCCCCGAACUCCACACCUGGUGUUUGUGCUGAGACGUCAGGCUGCUUCCCAGGGCUUCUGGGACAGCUCCUGCCUUCCAGCCAGGACUAUGGGCAGCAAUAAGAGCAAGCCCAAAGAUGCCAGCCAGCGGCGCCGCAGCCUGGAGCCCGCCGAGAACGUCCAUGGUGGUGGUGGUGGGGCCUUCCCCACCUCACAGACCCCCAACAAGCCGGCCUCUGCUGAUGGCCACCGCGGCCCCAACACAGCCUUUGCCCCCACGGCUGCCGAGCCCAAGCUGUUUGGAGGCUUCAACUCCUCGGACACAGUCACCUCCCCGCAGAGGGCGGGGCCCCUGGCUGGUGGAGUGACCACCUUUGUGGCCCUCUAUGACUAUGAGUCACGGACAGAGACUGACCUGUCCUUCAAGAAAGGGGAGCGGCUCCAGAUCGUCAACAACACGAGGAAGGUGGAUGUCAGCCAGACCUGGUUCACAUUCAGAUGGCUGCAAAGAGAGGGAGACUGGUGGCUGGCCCACUCGCUCAGCACCGGACAGACAGGCUACAUCCCCAGCAACUAUGUGGCGCCCUCCGACUCCAUCCAGGCUGAGGAGUGGUACUUUGGCAAGAUCACCAGACGGGAGUCAGAGCGGUUACUGCUCAAUGCGGAGAACCCAAGAGGGACCUUCCUAGUGCGAGAAAGCGAGACCACGAAAGGUGCCUACUGCCUCUCGGUGUCUGAUUUUGACAACGCCAAGGGCCUCAAUGUGAAGCACUACAAGAUCCGAAAGCUGGACAGUGGUGGCUUCUACAUUACCUCUCGCACCCAGUUCAACAGUCUGCAGCAGCUAGUGGCCUACUACUCCAAACACGCAGAUGGCCUGUGCCACCGCCUCACCACCGUGUGCCCCACAUCCAAGCCACAGACUCAGGGCCUGGCCAAGGAUGCCUGGGAGAUCCCCCGGGAGUCCCUGCGGUUGGAGGUCAAGCUGGGCCAGGGCUGUUUUGGAGAAGUGUGGAUGGGCACCUGGAAUGGCACCACCAGGGUGGCCAUCAAAACCCUGAAGCCAGGCACGAUGUCUCCAGAGGCCUUCCUGCAGGAGGCCCAGGUCAUGAAGAAGCUGAGGCAUGAGAAGCUGGUGCAGCUGUACGCGGUGGUGUCGGAGGAGCCCAUCUACAUUGUCACAGAGUACAUGAGCAAGGGGAGUUUGCUGGACUUUCUCAAGGGGGAGACGGGCAAGUACCUGCGGCUACCUCAGCUGGUGGACAUGGCUGCUCAGAUUGCUUCAGGCAUGGCGUAUGUGGAGCGGAUGAACUACGUUCACCGGGACCUCCGUGCUGCCAACAUCCUUGUUGGAGAGAACCUUGUGUGCAAAGUAGCUGACUUCGGGCUGGCUCGGCUCAUUGAAGACAACGAGUACACAGCCCGGCAAGGUGCCAAGUUCCCCAUCAAAUGGACGGCUCCAGAAGCUGCCCUCUAUGGCCGGUUCACCAUCAAGUCAGAUGUGUGGUCCUUUGGGAUCCUGCUGACAGAGCUCACGACAAAAGGACGUGUGCCCUACCCUGGGAUGGUGAACCGUGAGGUGCUGGACCAGGUGGAGCGGGGCUACCGGAUGCCCUGUCCGCCUGAAUGUCCCGAGUCCCUGCACGAUCUCAUGUGCCAGUGCUGGCGGAAGGAGCCUGAGGAGCGGCCCACCUUUGAGUACCUGCAGGCCUUCCUGGAGGACUACUUUACGUCCACCGAGCCCCAGUACCAGCCCGGAGAGAACCUCUAGGGAGCAGGCUUUAGGGCCAGACUGGCUUUGGGCUUGGAUCCGGGGUGCCCUCGCCGGCCCACCAUUGAUCCUCUCUAGAGGGCUGACCUUCCAGUGACCAGGCCCGGCCCUCUCCCAUGGCGUGGAGGGCCACGGGGCCAGGGACAGCCCCAAGGGUGGGGUCCAAGGCUGGCACAGUGACUGCUCCCGGCUCCCGCUCCAGCCACAUGCCUCCUCCCUUCGUCUCCUCCUGGAGCUCUUCGUAUCUCGGCUCGGGGAAGAUGGGCUGGGGCUGAGGGCGCCCUCUCCCCAGCCUCCACCUGCUCCACGUGCUGUCUCCUUCCCACCGCCGCAUGGCCCAGGUCCGCCUCCGGAGCUGGCCGAAGAGCCUUUCCAAAGAGGAGUGAUGGGCCCUGGCCCUCAGCCUGCCUGCCACCCUGCUCCAUGCCCUCCGUUUCUAAAAUACCUGUUGCUGGAGGCUGCUGGGUCCAGACGCCUCUGCUGUGGCUCCCAGGCUGGUAGCCUGAGCCCCAGCUUGGCUUGAUGGUGGGUGGCGUGGGCAAACCUUGCCCUUCUUACACCUGAGGGCCUCUUAGAGAUCAAUUCUUUGUCUGCAUAGUACCCAGGGGGAAACUGAGUCCACAGAGGGCCCAGGGCCACAGAGCAAUUCAGGGCUGACUGGAACCUGGUGCUCCCUGUCUUCCUCAGGAACCAACAAGAUGGUCCUCGGAGGCAUGGCUUGUGGACAGACUGGGGCAGCCCAGCGAGGGGUCUGAGGGCAGGUUAGAGAUGGCAGAGGGAGUCCUGCCCCUGUGCGCUCGCAGGGCUGUGGUGAGAGAGAGUGGAGGCGGACGUAGGCUGAGCAAGGAACCGGGGGUGAGAGUGCAGGUGCGGGGAGGCAGGCUUCCAGGAGAAUGUUAGCAGUUUUUGACCCUCAGAGAUAGCCAGCCAUGAAAGGGAGUGAGCUCCCAGGCUCUGGAGGCAACCAAGCAGAAGUAGAAGACACAAGUGGUUGGCAGGCUCUGGCCCUGGCCUCAAGAGGGAACCCCAGGUCCUCUUUCCCCUGUUUUGUCCUGUGUCAUUUCAACACCUGGCCCCUGAUCUCGUCCCUAAGUUGGCACCUGUUAGCUCAUGAGUGAGAAAGCGGUGUCCAGCCUCGGGUGAGAGAGGAUGAGGCCGUCUGCUGUCAUGCACCAGGACGGGCUGCAAGGCCUCAGGUGGCCCCUGCUUCCACUCUGGGCCGCAGUGCCGGCCUCCAUGUGUGGCCAUCCACUCCUGUCCAGACCCUGUGGCCUGGCGGCGUGUGGUGAGACCGUUUUGGCCCUAACUCUGCUGUUCAGCCUUAGGUGAUGGGGUGGCUUCUCCGUGGGACUCAGUGUGCCCAUAUUAAAAGGGGUGGCUGACGUUUUGUGGGCAUGUUGCCUAGGGCCUCUGUGUGUGUGUGUGUGUGUGUGUGUUCACGUGUGUGCCUCCAUGUGUGUCCAUAUUUAACAUGUAAAAAUGCCCCUGCUCUGUCCCCUGGACAGGUUGUACAUUUCACCCACAGCCCCUCAUCAUAGCAAUAACACUCCUGCUGCCCGGGGUUCCCAGGCCGGCCAGGCCCUACCAGCAGGGAAGGAGGCCAAGUGGUGCCUGCCUAUGAAAUUUCAACUUUUCCUUUCAUACAUGUUUAUUACCUAAGUCUUCUCCUGUCCGUCCCUGUCAAAUCUGGGCAUGCUUACUGCGGUGUGCUCGCAAAUCCCCAUCCAACUGCCCAAGGCCCUUUGUAUAAGGUGUCCCAAUACUGUCCCUUUUUUUUUUUUUAACAGUGUUUUGUAGAUUUCAGAUGACUAUGCAGAGGCCUAGGGGAUCCCCGGCUCUGGGCAGAGCCUCGGGGGCCCCACAUUCCAUGGCCCAGGCUUGGUGGGGGGGGGGAUGCAGAAGUGGUUGUAAAUACUUUGCAUAUUGUCUGAUUAAACACAAAUGACCUCACA